AUGCCGCUUUACUCUUGCACAUUUUGUCCGGUGUUCUGCCUCACUCUUAAUGAUUUAGCGCUUCAUUUAUCUAGUGCCCACGAAGGGAGAACAGAAAUUCCUCUCUCACUUGACAAUUCUGAGCACUCUUCUAGUUCUCCGACAAAGGUUUCGCAUAUUCAUGUGACGAUUAUGAAGCAAUCGGCCGGCAUUCAGCCCUCAUUUUCACUCAAAAAAUCUAAUCCAAAUAUGAGUCCGAUUUCUACUGAGUAUCGCUCAUUAUUUGAUGAUCUCGCUUCUGUUGUCAACGCCCCUGCAGCAAAUCGAUGCAGUCCUCCCCAGAGUCCUGUAAGGGAUUUUCGAAACUGCGUCUUAGCAUCUGAUGAUGUCGAUGAUGAUAUCGUUUGCCCGGAAUGUGAUUUCUCAAGCAAGGAUAGAGACGAAGUCAUGCAACACAUAACUGACACACACUGA
Messenger RNA from Protopolystoma xenopodis, 453 nucleotides. The record is from the annotation of a GenBank genome assembly. Lineage: Eukaryota; Metazoa; Platyhelminthes; Monogenea; Polystomatidea; Polystomatidae.